AUGCGCGACGUCGCGGACGACCUCGGAUGGGGCGACGCGUUCGAGGACUCGGACGCGAGCGACGCCGGCGCGGAGAGCGACGCGAGCGCGAGCGACGACGACGGACGAACCGCGACGGCGACGACGACGACGACGCGCGACGCGGCGGCGUCGCGAAUCGCGAGCGCGUCGGCGACGACGGCGACGACGACGCGCGAGGGCGCGCGCGUCGGGACGAUCGGACCCGAACUCGCGGCGCUGCGCGCGGCGCAGGGCGAGACGAGGGAACACUACACGAUGUCGCACUACGAUCGGUUGUACGGGUGCGAGCGACGGUGGCGACGAGACGCGCGCGGGAGUAAGACGUGGUGCAAGGACGUGCACGACGCGGGGUGUCGAGAGUGCACGACGUGCCACUUUUGUAGACAAAAGACGACGGACGCGAAGACGACGUGCGUGUGCGGAACGUGGCGGAGAGCGCCGGAGGGAGGACGGGGGCGAGGGACGUGGUGCGGGUGGUGCCUGGAGAUGCGCGUGGGGGAAAAUUUGGACGAGGCGAUGGCGGAUGCGGAGUGGCGGUGUCCGGUGUGUCGGGAUAUAUGCAAUUGUAGCGGGGCGAAUUGCUUGCGGGCGAAGCGGAAUUUGUUCCCGACGCAACAGUUGACGGGCGAGGCUUUGGCGUACGGGUGGCCGUCGGUGGCGCAUUACUUGAUCACGACCGCCAUCGUGAGUGGGCGAGACGCACCGCCGAUGUUGGACUUGCCCGCGGCGUACACGGAACGGCAGCGAAGACAGCGUGAUCCCGCCGCGGCGGGUGGCGGCGGCGGAAGCGGUCGCGGCACCAUUCCGGGACUCUUCGGCGCGCGCUCGAACAAAGAGGCGCAAGCCAUCGCCUUGCGCGCAAAAGUCGCGGCGAGUGUGCGCGCGGCGUUCGGUGAUCUCGUUACCGAUGGGGAUCGAGGCGCCGAUGGUGACGACGAAGGCGAUCAAUCCGACGGCGCCGCCGAAGCCGCCGAAACCGGCUCGAACGCGCGGCGACGCGGCGGUCGAUCUAGGGCGCGCGGUACUCGCGGUGCCCGCGUCGGCGCGCAGCAACUAGAUGGCUAUGGAAGUUCAGAUGGUUCUGAGUUGAAUUCUUCCGACAGCGAGGGUGAUGUCGAAACUGCCACCACGCCGGACGUCGUCGCGCGCGAUGCCGAGCCGGUCGACGUCGCGAUGGUCGCAGCGCCGCCGCGUUCGGAUCACGUCACCGGGCACGUUCGAUCCUACGCGGCGACGUCGACGGCGCGCGAAGGGUCGGUCGCGCAACGUGUGCCAAAACAGAAGCGCGCGCGGACGGAUUAUGGACCCGCUCCUGAUCGCCGCGAGGACGAAGAGUGGCGUUCCGACGACGAAGGCGCGUCUGGCGCAGACUUUGUUCACGUACCUCGGGAACAACGUCACGUCGUUGAUGCCGUGCACGAAGACGACGGAGAUCGGAUUGAACGCAGAACGCGCGAGCCAUCGACGUCGCGUCCUGGCGUGGCGACGCACACGACAGAGUACGGCGAGACAGUCGUCGUUCGACAGGGCGACGUCGCGCCGCCGACGGCGCGUCGUCGUCGUCGUCGACGAGUUCCCAGACCGACUGAAGCGGAACAGUUUGCGACAGUCAAUCCGGAAGUCGUUGAGGCUGCACAGAGCCGCGCCGUACACGCCGCCGCGCAAGAAGAGGACGAGGAAACUCGCGCCGCGCAGGGUGAAGGCGCGUGCGCGCAAAUUUUGCGUGACCUUCGAGACGGGGCGCGAGAUGAGUUUCAGUUCAGGGACGCGUUGGUGUGCUCCAACCAAGCCCUUCGCGGCGCAAUGGUCGAGACAGACUCUGGUAUUGUGGUCGACGAGAGCGAGCUGCGAGCGUUUUGCGCCCUCGUCGUGCGCAUCGCUCGCGUUGCGCCGAGGACGCCCGCAGGUUUACAAAUAAUUUCCGACGCGCGAGAGACGCUCGCAGAUCCAGAAACGUUUCGCGCGCAUCAAAGUACUGCGCGCGCCGUCGUGCUCAGGGCGCUACUGCGCUGUAGUGAUCACGCGGCGUAUCAGGGUGUCCACGUCGGCGAGUCGCUCAUUCAGUUGCUCACGCUCUUGGCUGAGCUCGGUCAGGAGUAUUGCAUGAUUCGCGAAUACAUACAAGCCAAGUCGGGCGAAACGCCACCGGAAUUACCGACGUAUAUUCAAGCAUCGAUCCACGAACUUGCAGCUGUCGAUGCCGAGGGCGAAAAUCAGACGACUAAAGAAGACCAAGUCGCCCUGCUUUUGCUGGAAAGACUCGAAGCGGCGCACGUUUUGCUGUACGCAUCCAUGGCUGCGCUUCGUCGAUCUGUGCGAGGACCACCUUUGGCGGGCCGCGAAGAGCUCUUCUGCCCGACGCUCGCUGCGUUUCUCGACCCGAGCUAUCCGUUCAAAGUUAAAUUGAGGAAGCAAGCGCUACGUUUGAUCGCCGCCGCCGUCACCGCGGCCACGCGUGAUUGGGGAGAUCCAAAAUCACCCGAGACGUUGGCUUUGGCUAAGAAUGCGAGCGAACACAUAUGGCCGGCGCUUUCGAAUUUACUCGCUCUAGAUUUCCCGGCGCGCUCGAACUCGCCAGUGACAACUGUUGGUGGUUCUGGAGUCACGCGAGCGGCUAUCGAAGGCUCGGCUCGGCUCAUCGCCCUGCUGCUUCGGUCUGGCGUUUGGACGUGGAGCCAAGCGGAGACAGCCGUCGUGGCUCCGCACACGCCGGCAACUUUUUGGCGGUUGGCAGGCGCGCCGUAUCGAGCGUUCGCGUAUCGACUUUAUUCACGAUUACUCGACGUCACGCCGAUUUAUUACGGCGGUAUCGGUGCCCCACUUCUAAAGUUGUGGGUCCUUGCGACGAUGGAUCCCGCCGCCGGGGAAUCUGGCGCGACCGGCAUCAGUCGAGCCCGCGCGAGAAUCACCAGAGCCGCGAAACGACAUCCCAUUUUGUUCCCCGCUUUCCCUGCGAGCGAAAAGCUGGAAGGGUGCGACAAGUCGGACAACGCAUCGUUACACAAGCGCGCGCGUUGGGUGGCGGAAGUGCUGCACCAGGCGGCGACGACGGCGGUUUCGCCCAAGGUUCGAGUAUCAGCCGUCGCCGCGUCGAACGCCUUCUGGGAUGCGCUCCCGUGUCGCGAAGCCGAAGUUCGGGGAAAGCACAGUGAAAGUGCAUUCAUGGGUGCGAGUGCUUUGAUUCUCACGACGGCGGUGUCUCAUCUGUCGGACGCUUUCUUGGCGCCACCGCCGCCAAAACUCGUGCCCAUGCUUUGCAAGACGGUGGAGUUGAGCUCGACGAGAGGUGGGCGUCAAUCGGAAGCUCGCGCUGAAACAUUGGCGCACGCUAUGCUGACGGUCGCCUUGAAGUUUGAUCCCCGCGACGUCACAAUGCUGACGACGCUUGUCGCGAUAUUGCACGAGACGAUGGAACGACCGCGAGCGACGGAUGCCGACGACGCCAUCGGCGCCAUUUGGGCGGCGCUCGACGCCACCGAUUCUUUGCACGUGAGUUUAGGAAUUGCCAGCGAAAAGGUCGUCGCGCUUCGCGAGUUCGUCAUCACCUCGUGCGCAAAACGAUCGAUAGAGCGCGCGAGAUACACGGCGUCGAGCAAAGCUGGCACGCAAGCCGCGAAGGGAUGGGCGCUCGCGCUCGCGCUUUUGACGAAGAAGAGUUCUGAAGCCACGUGGCUGCGAGCGCUUAUGCCGUCGAUUUUGGACGCGCUUCAGCCACCUGCGGUCGCCAUCGGUAAAAGUGCGGCACCGCCACCGAUUUCAACAUCGGAUACGAGUAUUCGUGCAGCGCUCUAUCGCUUACUCAUCGACGCAGUGACGCACCAUCCAGAUCUCACGGCGCGCGUCGACGGCGAUGUGGUGGCAUCUACGGAGCCCGAAAACGUCUUCUUCAUCGCGAUAAUGCGAGCGGCGAUCGGUGAAAUCGCAUACGCGCUCGGUGGCGCAGAGCAAAGCAAGGGCUUCAUGCCACUCAGCGAGAUGGAUCGCAACGCCGCCGGUCGCCGGCUGCGAGGCGUGUUGGGCGCGACGCCGUCUGCGACGACGCACGCUUUGGAGGAAGUUUACCGCUCGUUCAAGCCACCGGUGGAAACUUUGGCCGAUGCGCGAGAAACUGACGUCGAGCAAGCGUCGCCGACGGCCACGGCUGUGGCCGCGCUCAAGUUUAUAUCAGCCUUCGCGAUUUCGACACCCGCGGCGACGCGGCUCGUAAAGACGCACGUCUUGUCGCCCAUCAAAGCGGCCAUGAAGAGGAAAGAAUCGCACGCCAGACGCGCGCUCGUUUCUCACGUGAACGAUCUUUGGGCGGGCGUCGGGCUCAUUCAGCACAGUUCAAAAGAGAACACCGUACCGUUGUCGGCGCCGCCGACGCCCGCCGCGAAGCGUUUGGAAAUUCCCCAAGCGGCGUGGCCCGCAGGGGCGGCGGAACCGUGCGCGUUUGCCUCGAUCGCAAGCAAGCCGCCGGGGACGUCGAUAAACGUCAUCGGGCAACUCAUCAAGCGCGAGCCCGCGAACGGAGUGGCUGUGAAAGAGAAUCCAAAGACUGGGAAGAAGUUUGACAUGUUGUUCGUGACGCUCUGCGAUCACGCCGGCGACGAGCUUCGCGUGCAGUUGAUCGGCGCGAGCGCGAAGAAGUGCGCGGCCGCGCUCGACGUGGACGGUAUGCCGAGUGACAUCCCUCUCGGAUUCGUGGGCUUGAAGGCGAAGGGCGCGAUGGCGUGGGACCCGAAAGAAACCGCUUCGCUGGUUGUGAAUCCCGCGACAGCGUGA
This is a messenger RNA of Ostreococcus lucimarinus CCE9901, 4785 nucleotides long. RefSeq lists its product with no specific name. The record is from RefSeq and is a predicted model, not a curated record. Lineage: Eukaryota; Viridiplantae; Chlorophyta; Mamiellophyceae; Mamiellales; Bathycoccaceae. The coding region runs from base 1 to 4785 and encodes 1594 amino acids. Gene Ontology annotation, cellular component: nucleus. Gene Ontology annotation, biological process: regulation of DNA-templated transcription. The transcript has a single exon.